Molecule: messenger RNA, 4180 nt
Organism: Mirounga angustirostris (Northern elephant seal)
Lineage: Eukaryota; Metazoa; Chordata; Mammalia; Carnivora; Phocidae
Gene: NEK11
Product: NIMA related kinase 11
Exons: 15
Coding region: 334-1980 (548 amino acids)
Biological process (GO): protein phosphorylation
Molecular function (GO): protein kinase activity; ATP binding
Source: RefSeq, a predicted model, not a curated record
ACUUGGGUCGGCGCACACUUCCGCCUCGGGGACGCGCGCUGGGCCGCCUAGCCCCGGCUUCCCAGCAUGCCCCACUCUGUCUCCCUGGCAACGGCGCACAACAGCGGCGCCGGGAGGUACUGGAGCUCGGCGGCGCGGCUGCACCUACGAGAGACCUGCCCAACAUACGUCCCAGUUACGGGUGGGACUGUGGGCAUGCCCCGGCCGCCGCUCCUCCGCCCUCGACACCGAAAGGAUUGACCGAAGCUACUUGGAUGAAUUUGGCCGUCUUCUAGGAGACUUGAAUGUUAAAUUUCUAUAUACAAAUAAACCAGUUCUCUCUUGUUUGGAGCAAUGCUGAAAUUCCAAGAGGCUGCUAAGUGUGCGAAUGGAUCAAUAGCCAUUUCUACUUAUCCAAAGACCUUGAUUGCAAGAAGAUAUGCGCUUCAACAAAAACUUGGUAGUGGAAGUUUUGGAACUGUCUAUCUAGUUUCAGACAAGAAAGCAAAACAAGGAGAGGAAUUAAAGGUACUGAAGGAAAUCUCUGUUGGAGAUCUUAAUCCAAAUGAGACUGUGCAGGCCAAUUUGGAGGCCCAGCUCCUUUCCAAGCUGGACCACCCGGCUAUUGUCAAGUUCCAUGCAAGCUUUGUGGAGCAAGAUAAUUUCUGCAUUAUCACAGAAUACUGUGAGGGCGGGGAUCUGGAUUGUAAAAUUCAGGAAUAUAAAGAAGCUGGCAAAACCUUUCCGGAAAGUCAAAUAAUAGAAUGGUUUAUCCAGCUGUUGCUAGGAGUUGACUACAUGCAUGAAAGGAGGAUACUUCAUCGAGACUUGAAAUCAAAGAAUAUAUUUCUGAAAAACAAUCUGCUUAAAAUUGGGGAUUUUGGAGUUUCUCGACUCCUAAUGGGAUCCUGUGAUCUAGCCACCACUUUAACUGGAACUCCCCAUUACAUGAGCCCGGAGGCUUUGAAACACCAAGGCUACAACACAAAGUCAGACAUCUGGUCUCUGGCAUGCAUUUUAUAUGAGAUGUGCUGCAUGAAUCAUGCAUUCACUGGCUCCAAUUUCUUGUCCAUUGUUUUAAAAAUUGUUGAAGGUGACACGCCUUCUCUCCCCAAGAGAUAUCCAAGAGAACUGAAUGCCAUCAUGGAACGCAUGUUGAACAAGAGUCCUUCACUGAGACCUUCUGCAAUGGAAAUUUUAAAAAUCCCUUACAUUGAUGAACAACUACAGCACCUGAUGUGUAGAUACUCGGAAAUCACUCUGGAAGACAAGAAUUUGAAUUGUCAGAAGGAGGCUGCUCAGAUAAUUAAUGCCAUGCAAAAAAAGAUCCACCUGCAGACUCUGCGGGCGCUGUCUGAAGUGCAGAAAAUGACACCAAGAGAAAGGAUGCGGCUGAGGAAGCUCCAGGCAGCUGAUGAGAAAGCCCAGAAGCUGAAGAAGCUUGCAGAAGAAAAAUAUGAAGAAAAUAACAAAAGAAUGCAAGAGUUGAGAUCUCGGAACUCUGAGCAGCUAACUGUUGAUAUACUCCAUGAAUUCGAUGACCUGACUUCAGAGAACCUGCCUGAGUCUCAGCCCAUUCCUUCUUUGGACCUUGACCCACUUGAGUCAAGUAUAGAAGAUCAUGGUAUGACUUACCUUGGAGAUCAUGAGAUCCCAGAAGACCCGCUUAUGGCUGAAGAGUAUUAUACUGAUGCCUUUGAUUCCUGUUCUGAAGACAGUGAGGAGGAGGAAGAAGAAAUAGUGUUCUCAGCCCCGGGGGAAGAGGUCAAGGAUGAGGGAUCCCGGCCUGCUUACAGAACAUUCCAACAGGACAGUGAUAUUGAAGCACUGGUCGGGUGUUUGGAAAAUGUCCUGGGUUGCACCUCUCUAGGAAUCACAGGUCCUACCUGUUCCAGGGAAGGGCAUGAUGGGGAUGGAAGAAGGAAGCGAGAGCUGAAAUUGUUCCAGGUUACAUUUCCUGUCACCACCUUCUUUUCAAAAUGUCUGGACCUUCCAUUUUGAGGCUGACCCGUGGUUUGAGCCAUGAGCACAGUGGAAUUCUCCAUGGUGUGACCAUAGUCACUCUCCCUUUAUUCUAAUGGGGUCACAGUCUCCUUCUAAGGAACACACAACCCACACAGUGAGUAGGUAGAAGGAAGCAGGACAUGGCUGCCAUUUGAUCCCCUGCUCUUCUCUGGCUUGAGGCUGAAGUCAGAGCCACUUAACACCUACGACAGGGCUUUUCCCAGAGGCACACCCGAGUCAAGUAUCUUCAGAACUCACCACUGGCGGAAUAGACUGGUCAGAGUUGUUUUGUUUUGUUUUUUUGUUUUUGUUUUUGUUUUUUUAUAAUGUUUUUGUUUUUUUAAACAUCUUCCUUGGCCACUCCUUACGUGUGCCCAUAUCCACUUUUUAAAAAUUAUCCUAGGUAGAAGCUUCAUUUGAUGACUGGUUGCUGGACGUUCUUCUUAGAAACCGAUGCUUCCUGUCAGAUCCACGAUUCUUUAGAAAAAAGAUGGAGGUGAAGCAAAAGUGAGGGAUAGCCAAAGAUAGACAGCGAGGGGCAGACUUACUCAUGGGAGGGUGCACUUCCAACCUGUGGCGGGAAGCUCCUUGGGAAGAGGGUAUACAGUUCUCGCAGGAAAUUUGUGAAUUCAUACAUGCACCUAACAUUAUGUGUCUUACACAUACGUACUACUUCCAAGGCCAUGAACCUUCUGUUGAAAUUAAUAAAGAGAAGAUUAACUUUAGAAAAUCAACACAAGGGGGGCGCCUGGGUGGCUCAGAUGGUUAAGCGUCUGCCUUCGGCUCAGGUCAUGAUCCCAGGGUCCUGGGAUCGAGCCCCGCAUCGGGCUCCCUGCUCGGCGGGAGGCCUGCCUCUCCCCCCUCCACUCCCCUUGCCUGUGCUCCUCUCUCACUGUGUCUCUCUCUGUCAAAUAAAUAAAUAAAAUCUUUAAAAAAAAAAAAAAGGAAAUCAACACAAGGCUUAAGGAUUCAUCUAUUUUUUAAGUCUGAGAAAGCAGAGCUCUAGAACCAGAGCUUCAUGGGCCUGCAACCAGUGCAGCUGCAUGGUGUCCCAGGCUCAGGAGGGGGCCUUGCACUUGGGGUUUAGUAAAAUCCCUAACAAUUUUAUCUUUGAAUUUAUGUUUAUGAGUGAAGUCUGAUGGGACAAUGGAACCUAUGCUGGGGGCUUGAAGCCUCACUUGCAUGCUGCCUCCAGCCACCCCCCGGGAAGAUUUCUCCACCACCCACUCCCUAACUCCCUCCAUUCCCUAUGGGGGCCUGUGCACAGAUAGGGGAGGAUCAGGGGCAGGCGGGGUCCUUGAGCCCCUGCAAGGGUCUUCACCCUCCUUGAGAGUAUCUAUUCCAGUUCCUGAGGGAGAGCACUAAAUGCCCCAUAAAAAAACACCGUGACAGUCCACAAGUAAUCAGAAGCAGAAGAAAGUAAUCAGCUUUUCUCUUGCUUUUUGAACAGGGGGCCUUGCACUGUCAUUCAGCUGUGGGCCCCACAAAUUAUGUAGCUGGCCUGUCUAAGCUUGUUGGAAAUGCAGAAUUCCAGACCCUACCCGCGCCUACUAAGACAGAAUCUACAUUUUUAAUAAGAUCUCUAGGUGAUUCAUAUCACAUUGAAGUUUGAGAAGCAGAGUUCUAAAACACACUCGGAUUCAGUGACUCUGGGAUUCAUCUAAGAAGCUGAAGUCUAUGAUUCUAGCCCAGUCGUUUUUAUUAUGAUUGCUAAAUGUGUUGUCCUUCUCUUUGACAUAAAGCAACUGCUAUUCCUGGUGAAAGGUGGGAUGGAGAGGAAAAAGCCUGGCCAAUAAGAAAAAUGAAAAAAGGAAUUGCUCUUGAGCAUCGAGCUUUGUCAGCGCUGGUACUUGAAAUGGUAUUUGGCCUAUUCUCUGCUCCGGCUCAAGGCUUAGCAUCUUUCCCAGCAAUACUGAGAGCCCUACUGAGGGGAAUCGUGGCCACAAUAAAAUAAACUGCAGCUCUUCUGGAAAUUUCUUUGACCUUUAUUUGCACAAGUCUUCAGGAUUUGCCAGCUCUCUGGAAGAGAAGGGAAAGCAGCACCUUCUUUUCUGUCUUGGCAGGACUGGUUUUUGAGCUUGCGUUUUACUUGGUGUAGUGUGGUGAUGGUUUUAGUAACUUUUCAGGAUCUAGGGAAGAUGAUUAUAAAAAGCAACCAAUGAGCACAUGAAACGAACCCCCUAUGCCAUCUCUCCUU